UCAGGGUGCAAUGGGAUACUAAAAAAUGCUGAACAUAGAUCAAUUACUGUGUACCAUUUCGUUCCCUCUGGAAUAUUUGAUAACAAAGUGUGUGGAUCUGGGACUAUUGGGGUCUCUGCUACCACUAUCUGAUUGACUGGUCUCAAAUCGUGGACCAAUCUCCAUUUAUCUGAUUUGGGCUUUCUGACCGGAAAAAUUGGAGUAUUGCACUGACUCCUAGUGGGGAUUAAAACCCCUGCUUCUAAUAACCCUUUAAUAGUUGGCCCUAUCCCUUCUUCCGCUUCUUUGGAUAAUGGAUAUUGUUUGAUAGGGUAGUUAAGCGUUAGGUCUGAUUUGUAUUUUUGCUAAUCCUGCUGAUUUGACUAGUCCUACAUCUGUUGCAUGUUUAGUCCAUAAUUGCUCUGGGACUUUACUUAGUGAUUCUUCUACUUCUUUCUCUGUCAGCUCUUCUUCGUCUUCUACUUGAGACAUCUGUACCUCCACUUCUACUCUCACCUGUAGUUUUGUCUGCUGACUAACUAGCAUGGUGGUGGCUACUACUUGUUCUGUCCCCUUAUAAUCUAUCUUUAGGAACGUUUUGUCUUCCGACACACAUACCCUAGAAUAUCUUGUUGGGUUCCAUUUCUCUACCCUCCCUGCUUCUCUCAUCAUGGGCCCUAAGUCUUUUGAUUCAUAACCUUGCCCGAUCAUCAGGGAGAUGUGGGAGACUGCGUCUCCAACUUGAUACCAUUCUUGAAUCAGUUCAGGGAGUACAGCAUAUGUAGCUACUCCUUGCCGACCAAGGAUUAUGCUGUGCGUGCUGAUGUGAUAUUUUCUUUCUUCUAGUCGUUCUUCCCAUAAUGAUGCAUAUUCUUCAUCUUUUCCCCCUUCAUCAUAUUUCAGGGUACAAUGCCAUGGUCCUCUAGCCUCACGGCAGUCUGGACAUAUGUAGUUUAGCCAUGGUUUCCAUUCUGAGUAUUCUUGCCAUAUGUUUGAUGUAUCAUUGUCCUUGAUUUCCAUCCAAUACACCUUGUCCAGUUCUGUCAUUUCUUCUUGCCAGUUCUUCUUCUUGGCUUACUACUAGGUAUUGUUGAGCUAACAUUUCUGGGAGUGUUAUCCACACUCCUGUUGGCCCACAGUGAGCUCCUAGUUUGCAGAGCACAUCUCUCCCAAGAAGAUUAGCUGGAGUGUCUGGGGAGUAAAGUAAGGGUGCUUGCACUACUAUUCCUUCUAUAGUAAUCCAUUGUGGCUCAGUGAAUCGUAGAGUCUGAGUUUUUCCUGAGAAGCCCACUGUUUUUAUUGCUCUACGUGUGAGGGGAAGCUUUGUGCCUUCUUUCCCAAUGCUUGUAAAUGUUGCUCCUGUGUCAAUCAGGAAUGGGGCCUGCACUUCAUUUCCGAUUCCCACCAUAAUUGUUGGUUCCUGUGCAGGGUGCAGUGAGGUGGUACACUGCACCAGCUCCCCCUCUGGCUUCUCUGGGCCUCUUCACAUUCCUCCUGGAGUUGGGCCCGAUGGGCCCCCUCCAGGUGGUGCUGGGGCUCGUCCUUGAAAUCCUGGGCCCAGCCAUUGGCCUGCCCAAUUCCCAGCUCCUUGUGGUGUUGCUGCGAGUGCAUGCUGCAUUCCCGACUGCCCUGCUCCUUGUUGAAGCAUUGGAGAUAGACAUUCCCUCGUCAAAGUUACAUUUGCCAUUUGCUUCUGAGUCUUUUACGACAGACAUCUGCCCUGAGGAUUAAACCUGCAUUCAACUAAAAUGAAUCCUUCACCUCCAGGUCGGUCAAUUCAGCCUGGCUACACCCGCCGGGACCCUCGUCCUUCUCCCUAUCCAAGACCUGCGCCUGCUGACCCCAUGGCCGGCUAUCGCCGCUUACAACUGCGUCAUAUCAUCUCUGAGCUCACUACGCUUCUGGAACAGCUCAGUUCUCCUGAACUGCCUGCGCAUGCUUAUCUGCCAUCCCAUGUUGUGAGAAAUCCUCCUGUUCUCAUGUCCUCCUCUCAAACCACUCUGGUAAACCUCGUGGACAGGGGAUCUCAAACUGAUGGCUGUCCUCAUGCUCACCCUUGCACCCGUGAGCUUGGAACUCCCGGCUCCCCCCCUCCUUAUGCCUAUGUUCGUCCCCUCUCUCCCACCUUUCCAUCUUCUCCCUCUGAUUCUAACCCUGCGUCUCCAGAUUACACUCCUGAAUCUCCAGAUUACACUCCUGGAUCUCCAGAUUACACUCCUACUACUCCCCUUUACUAAGGCCUAAUAAAAAACACCUUAAUAAUAAUAA
This is a messenger RNA of Tachysurus fulvidraco (yellow catfish), 2247 nucleotides long. Its product is annotated as DNA-directed RNA polymerase II subunit RPB1-like. Lineage: Eukaryota; Metazoa; Chordata; Actinopteri; Siluriformes; Bagridae. Bases 1728 to 2216 code for a protein of 162 amino acids. The transcript is spliced from 2 exons. The record is from RefSeq and is a predicted model, not a curated record.